Messenger RNA from Scleropages formosus (Asian bonytongue), 625 nucleotides. RefSeq names its product nucleophosmin/nucleoplasmin, 3 (gene npm3). The transcript has 5 exons. Gene Ontology annotation, biological process: chromatin remodeling. Gene Ontology annotation, cellular component: nucleolus; nucleoplasm; cytoplasm. The record is from RefSeq and is a predicted model, not a curated record. Lineage: Eukaryota; Metazoa; Chordata; Actinopteri; Osteoglossiformes; Osteoglossidae. The coding region runs from base 112 to 591 and encodes 159 amino acids. Gene Ontology annotation, molecular function: RNA binding; histone binding; chromatin binding.
GUCGCAUAUUAAUGACGUCACCGGAGCGCCGUACCUCACGCCGUUUUUCUUGCUUUUCUGAAGCUACUCACUUAGGCUGGUGUUUUACGUAUUAAGUUAAAAAGAGAAAUCAUGUCUUUUAUAGAAGAAGAGUCAUCUGAGGGCCAUGGGGCAGGCCGUUCGUGGCUGGAAAGUAACGUUUUCAGUUGUGAACUGUCGUCAAAGAUUCCUUUCUACACGUUUCAAGGAGAUGACGAUGAUGAUUUAGAGCACUUGCUGGAGCUCCGAACGGUCUGUCUGGGAAAUGGAGCCCAGGAAGAGAACAACGUGGUGGAGGUCACAGCUCUAAAUCACCAGGGAAAGAAAGUAUCUGUGCCUCUGGCCAACCUUCAUGUAUCCUGCCUGCCCAUGGUGAGUUUGGGGGAGUUUGAGCUGAAGGCUCCUGUGACUCUGCGUCUGAAGUCUGGAUCGGGACCAGUUACCGUGAGCGGGCUUCACCUUGUUGCUUAUGAGAAUUCAGAGGAGGAAGAAUCUGGCACAUCUGAGGAUGAGGAAGGGUUCAAGAGUGACAUUGCUACACUUAAGCCGGCUAAGAAGAAGCAGAAGCUUUAACUUCACUUCUUUUUUUUUUUUUUUUUUUUUUUUU